Eucalyptus grandis is the source of this 991-nucleotide messenger RNA. RefSeq lists its product as uncharacterized. The coding region runs from base 220 to 819 and encodes 199 amino acids. NCBI's taxonomy places the organism in Eukaryota, Viridiplantae, Streptophyta, Magnoliopsida, Myrtales, Myrtaceae. The record is from RefSeq and is a predicted model, not a curated record. The transcript is spliced from 5 exons.
CCCCAAUUUUGCAAAAUCCCCUGAACCUUCCCACGAAGGACCGGGAACCUGUGGCUCCUAUUCAUUCCUGAAUUUUGAGGCCGUGGUCGAUUCAUGCUGCGCAUACACACAGCCUUAAAAUAAUAAUUACAAUUAUCAAAGGCAAAAAAAAAAAAAAAAAGGAGCAAAAGCAGAAGAAACAACCCGUUCCGAGAUUCGUGGAUCCAUCUCCGCUCGAUCAUGGCGUCUCUGCUCAGCCCAUCAUCACCUGCCGUACCUCUGCAGAACAAGGUGAGCCAUUGCAAAGGUAAUGGCCUGUGCACGAGCGCACCACGAGCGGCAAUUCGACAUGGUGCGGUUCGAGGUGGCGGCAGAUGCCGUCUUGCGGUGAAAGCUCAAGCGACUGUUGAAGGGGCAAUGCUAACGAGAGAAGCAGAUGCGACGGCCAACAGAAAUGAUAUUGGUUUCCUCAGUGUUCAUCACGUAGGAAUCCUAUGUGAAAAUCUUGAAAGGUCGCUCGAUUUUUAUCAAAACCUUCUUGGUCUUGAGAUAAAUGAAGCACGUCCAGAUGACAAACUUCCCUAUCGUGGUGCGUGGUUGUGGGUGGGUUCUGAGAUGAUUCACCUGAUGGAGCUCCCAAAUCCAGACCCGUUGACCGGAAGACCCGAACAUGGGGGCCGAGACCGUCACACCUGCAUCUCUAUUAAGGAUGUGUCUAAGCUGAAGGCCGUACUUGAUAAAGCCGGCAUUCCUUACACGCUUAGCAAGUCAGGGAGGCCGGCGAUUUUCACAAGAGAUCCGGAUGCAAAUGCUCUCGAGUUUGUGCAACUUGAUUCAUGAGACAUGAUAUCAUACGUACCAGCAUUUCGAGAGUUCGUACUUUCGUUCCUUUGCAUCCGAUAUCUCUGCACUUACAGACACUCUUAUUCUGUAGUAUUGCAGUACCAUACACAGAUAUGUACAUAAUAUCGCUGAGCUUUAUGUGAUGAGCCUGGUUGGAGCGCCUUGGCCA